Molecule: messenger RNA, 1135 nt
Organism: Benincasa hispida (wax gourd)
Lineage: Eukaryota; Viridiplantae; Streptophyta; Magnoliopsida; Cucurbitales; Cucurbitaceae
Gene: ERF3
Product: ethylene responsive element binding factor 3
Biological process (GO): regulation of DNA-templated transcription
Molecular function (GO): DNA-binding transcription factor activity; DNA binding
Source: RefSeq, a predicted model, not a curated record
AAUAAUUUAAUUUUGGUGAAGAAGCUGAGAAGGUGGAGAUGGUGGCAUCCAGUUUUUCCUCUUCACGGACCUGACCUUUUCUCUCUCUCUCUCUUUCUCUCUCUCUUCCAAAUCAAAAAUUGAAUUUGAAUCUGCGAUUUCUGCAAAUCCCACUACCAAAAAUCUGUCUCCAAUUACCCUUGUGCAUCAAUUUCUUUCAAUUUUGACGCUAAAAUCGUUCUAGUUAUGAGGAGAGGGAGAGGGGCGGCGGCGGCGGAUGUGGCGGUUCCGGCGCCGCGUGAACCACCUACCACCGGAUCGGAACGGAGAUACAGAGGAGUUCGUAAAAGGCCAUGGGGAAGAUUCGCGGCGGAGAUCAGAGAUCCUUGGAAGAAAACAAGAGUUUGGUUAGGCACUUUCGAUUCCGCCGAAGACGCCGCCCGUGCUUACGACAACGCCGCCAUAACCCUCCGCGGCCCUAAAGCUAAAACCAAUUUCCCUCUCCCUAAUCCCACCUCGUUCUUCGAUUACCCUCCUUUUCCUCCUCCUCCUCAUCAUCAUCCCGUCAACGCUGCUCCAGAUCCUUUCCCCGAUCCCCGAUUUCAGAUUAGACCUACUUCUAGUAGUUUGAGCUCCACCGUUGAAUCCUUCAGCGGCCCUCGCCCUCCCUCCACCGUUACCACCGCCGUUACUACAACUUCUCCUUCCCGUCGUUACCCACGCACUCCGCCGGUUCUACCUGAGGAUUGCCAUAGCGAUUGCGAUUCUUCCUCUUCCGUCGUUGACGACGGCGACGACAUCGCUUCCUCCGCCGUCGUUCCUCGGAGACCUCCUCUGCCUUUCGAUCUCAACAUUCCACCUUCCGAUCUUCUUGAUUUUAGCGCCGAUGAUCUUCGAUGUACCGCUUUGUGCCUCUGACCACCGGCGGCCGCCCACUGGUGGCGAAGAUGAUGAUGAUGCAAUAAUUCAAUAUUUUAUUGUUGUUAUUAUUAUUAUUAUUAUUAUUAUUAUUAAUCUCCACUUUUUUUCCUUUUUUUUUCUUAAUUUACUUCACUGUGCUGGCACGGCAGGCAUAGGAAAAAGAGAAAUUACCCGACAAGAUUAUGAAAAAUCAAAAGCAAUGAUUUAUCCACAGAACUAUAUAUUCUUCUUUUUA